This is a messenger RNA of Scleropages formosus (Asian bonytongue), 1506 nucleotides long. It is a transcript of the gene entpd3, whose product is annotated as ectonucleoside triphosphate diphosphohydrolase 3. The coding region runs from base 1 to 1506 and encodes 501 amino acids. The record is from RefSeq and is a predicted model, not a curated record. The transcript is spliced from 9 exons. Gene Ontology annotation, biological process: nucleoside diphosphate catabolic process. NCBI's taxonomy places the organism in Eukaryota, Metazoa, Chordata, Actinopteri, Osteoglossiformes, Osteoglossidae. Gene Ontology annotation, molecular function: ribonucleoside triphosphate phosphatase activity; UDP phosphatase activity; GDP phosphatase activity. Gene Ontology annotation, cellular component: plasma membrane.
AUGGCCUCGAAGGUGGGCGUCGCCGUCGCUCUGCUCUUCCUGCUGGCGAGCAUCGCCGUCCUCAUCUCUGUCUCCGUCGUCCAGGUUCACAAGGCCGCAUACUCGUCCCCUGGUUUGAAGUAUGGGAUCGUCCUCGAUGCAGGUUCAUCUCGCACUACUAUCUACCUGUACCAAUGGCCUGCAGAGAAGGAGAACAACACCGGGGUGGUCAAUGAGACCAUGAAAUGUCGUGUUGAAGGUCCUGGGAUAUCAAGCCUUGGUCAAAACCCAGCCCAGGAUGAGGCCUCCUGGAGCUCUAUGAAAAUGUGUAUGGCAGAGAUUAUGGACAAAAUUCCCUCCUCCCAGCAAAAUACCACCCCACUUUUCCUUGGUGCAACAGCUGGUAUGAGACUCCUAAGGCAAAAAAAUAAUACAGCCUCAGACAAAAUCUUACAGGACAUGAGGGAAUACCUCCAGAGAUUACCUUUGAGCUUCCAGAAUGCCUCCAUUAUCUCAGGAGAAGAGGAGGGGCUCUAUGGUUGGAUCACCGCUAACUACCUGAAGGGAAAUCUUAUCGAGAGGAACCUGUGGAACGCCUGGGUUCGACCGGGAGGAGCAGAAACAGUUGGGUCCUUGGACCUAGGUGGGGCAUCCACCCAGAUCGCCUUCUCUGUCCCUUCAGAAGAGGUGCCAGGAGACCCAAGGCCAGAUGGCUUCGUGGAAGUGUGGCUGUACGGGUACGAGUACAACGUGUACACCCACAGCUUCACGUGCUAUGGGAAGGAUGAGGCAGAGAAGAAGGUCCUGGCGAGCCUUGUGCAGAGGUCCUCCCUAAGAAAGGUGGAAAAUCCAUGCUACCUACAGGGAUACAGCAUCACCUUGUCUGCUGAGUACAUCUUUGGGACCCCCUGCAAUGAGAAGCCCAAAAAUUACAACCCUAAGCAGGAGAUCACCUUCGUGGGGACAGGCGACCCGGUCCUGUGCAGAGCCACUGUGCGCACCAUGUUCGACCUGACCUCCUGUCAGGGCCUGUCCAACUGCUCCUUCAACGGGGUCUAUCAGCCCCCCGUGUCUGGGAGUUUCAUGGCCUAUGCUGGGUUUUCUUACAUCGUUGAGAUGUUUCAGCUGAAUACUUCAUUUAGUCUGGACACCUUCAAUUCCACCAUCUGGUCCCAUUGCUCCACACCCUGGCAGAAACUUAAAGAAAUGUACCCCAAAAAGAAUGAAAAAUACCUGAGGACUUACUGCUAUUCGUCAAAUCUAGUUUAUACCCUGCUUGUCGACGGCUAUGGAUUCAGUCCUCAGACGUGGAACAACAUUAGGUUUCAAAAUAGGAUAAACAAUAACAGUAUAGCCUGGCCCCUGGGGUACAUGCUGACCCUCUCCAACAAGAUCCCAGCUCAAGCCAAGCUGUUGCAACUGCCCAUGGACAACUCUGUGUUUGCAGGGCUCCUCUUCAUGUUCUCCGCCCUGGCCAUCCUCAGCGUCAUGUUCCUCAUCAUUUCAGUCGUCCGGGCUUGUUAUUGA